This is a messenger RNA of Staurois parvus, 939 nucleotides long. The record is from the annotation of a GenBank genome assembly. Lineage: Eukaryota; Metazoa; Chordata; Amphibia; Anura; Ranidae.
AUGGGUACGGUAUUGUCCCUGUCUCCGGCGCCUGGCAAGGCCGGACCUCUGGAUGAUAAGAAGCCUGAGCCUCCUGGGGUAGGCGGCGGAUACCUAGCCAUCCCCAACAGCAAGAAUGGAGGCAGCAAGCCGGAGAAAAGCCUAAAGAGACAUUCAGUCUUGAUCUCUGCCCUCACCUGGAAGAGGCUGGUGGCGGCUUCAGCCAAGAAGAAGAACGCCAAGAAGAUCAACCCAAACCCAGGACCUAUCAAUGGGAUGCUGCUUCCCAACAACAACCCGGUGGAACAACUCAACCACGAGAACCUGCGCAAAUCCCAGGUGCCCGUGCCCACGGUGCCCCCCAGCUCCCUAGAGGGGCAAAAGAUCCAACAUCAGCAGCAACUGGUGGCCGUGCAGAAGACAGCCAGUGGCCGGUCCCUUUGCUCACCGCGCCGGGUCAUCGUCCAGGCGUCCACAGGUGAACUCCUUCGAUGCCUGGGGGAGUUUGUUUGUCGCCGGUGUUAUAAACUGAAAGAGCUCAACCCCGGGGAGCCCACAAUGUGGUUUCGUAAUGUAGACCGCUCCUUGCUGCUGCAGGGUUGGCAAGACCAAGGCUUCAUCACGCCUGCCAACCUGGUGUUUGUCUACCUGCUCUGCCGAGAGGCCAUUGGCGAUGAACUGUCUAGUGAGUAUGAGCUCCAAGCCUGCUUCCUCACCUGCCUGUACUUGGCUUAUUCCUACAUGGGCAAUGAGAUCUCCUACCCCCUGAAGCCCUUCCUAGUGGAGAACGACAAGGAGGUCUUCUGGCAACGCUGUCUGAGCAUCAUUGACCGUAUGAGUGCCAAAAUGCUGCAGAUCAACUCCGACCCUCACUAUUUCACACAGGUCUUCCAGGAUCUGAAGAACGAAGGCGAGUCUAGAGAACCCAGUGGCCACUGGACUAUAAAUUUGGACCGUUAG